Molecule: messenger RNA, 657 nt
Organism: Verticillium alfalfae VaMs.102
Lineage: Eukaryota; Fungi; Ascomycota; Sordariomycetes; Glomerellales; Plectosphaerellaceae
Exons: 2
Coding region: 1-657 (218 amino acids)
Source: RefSeq, a predicted model, not a curated record
AUGUCCUCCCCGCCCUCCUCUCCCACCAAGACGACGGCGACAAAACGCUCCACCGCCCUCGUCGCGUCCGCCUGGUCGCACCGUCCCUCGAACUUAACCCUCGCCUGGCUCGCCGUCUCCCUGCCCCUCGUCGCCUGGGACACGGGCUACGUCAUGCUGCGCCCACACUCGAUGCCCGGCGGCGCCUGGCACGCGCCCCUCUGGACCCCCUACGAGCUCUACGGCCGCAUCGACGGCGUCUACGGCCUCCAGGCCUACGAGGCCGGCGACGGCUUCACCGCCGCCCAGGCCUUCCUCAACAUCGUCGAGACGCUCAUGUACCUCGCCUACCUGUGGCUGUGUCUGCGUCGCGGCGCCCCCUCGCCCGCCGAGGGUCCCGCCGGCCGCCGCGUCGUCACCGGCCGCGAGGGCGGCGCCGCCGUGCUCAUUGGCUUCAGUGCGGCUGUCAUGACCCUCAGCAAGACGGUCCUCUACUGGAUGAAGGAGUAUUACUCUGGCUUUGCCUAUAUCGGGCACAACACGGCGCUGGAUCUUAUUUUCCUGUGGAUCAUCCCAAAUGGCGCGUGGCUUGUCGGCUCGUCGUACAUGAUUAUGUCGCUCGGCGGCGAAAUUCUCGAUGGUCUGGCCCCGGAGACGAAGAGGGCGAAGAAGGAGUAG